AUGCCUCGAGCUUCAAUGCGACAAUGCUACACGUUUGAGAGUCCCGAGGCUGAGGAUUCCUCCUCCUCCUCCACCUGCUCCUCCUCUUUUCCUUUCUCUUUCUCCUCCUCCUCCUCCUCCUCUUCUUCUUGCUACCCUCUGCUUUCAAGUAAUGCAAGCACCCCGGAGGAGGAGGAGGAGGAGGAGGAGGAGGAGGAGGAGGAGGUUCAUGCUGCUGCUGGGACACCAAGUUCUACCCGGAGCUCUCCAAGUGCCUGUGCCUCCCCUACUGCCUUUGCCGCUGAUGCUCCAUUGAGCCAGUCCAGCAGCCAAGAAGAGUAGGUUCCCAGUACCCCCCGGGCCCUGCCAGACACACAGUCCUUGCCCAGAAAAGUGAUUGAUGAUAAGGUAGCUGAUCUGGUGGGGUUCCUGCUCCUGAAGUAUCACACAAAGAAGCUGACCACAAAGGUAGAAAUGCUAAGUAGCAUCAUCAGAGAGCACCAGGACCACUUUGCUGUAAUCUUCAGCGAGGCCUCUGAGUGCAUGCAGCUGGUUUAUGGCAUUGAUGUGAAGGGAGUGGACCCCACCAGCCACACCUAUGUCCUAGGCACCAACCUGGGCCCCACCUAUGAUGGGAUGGUGAGCAAUGAGCACAGUAUGCCCAAGAGUGGCCUUCUGAUACUCAUCCUUAGUAUAAUCUUCUCGGAGGAUGAUUGUGUCCCCGAAGAGAAGAUAUGGGAAGCACUGAAUGCCAUGGGGGUGCAUGCUGGGAUGGAGCAUUGUAUCUUUGGGGAGCCCAGGGAGCUCCUCACCAAAGUUUGGGUGCAGGAACAGUACCUGGAGUACCGGCAGGUGCGCAACAGCGAACCGGCACGGUACGAGUUCCUGUGGGGUCCCAGGGCUCACGCCGAGACCAGCAAGUUGAAAGUCCUGGAGUUUAUGGCCCAGAUCAAUGGGAGUGACCCCAGAUCCUUCCCACACUGGUAUGAGGAGGCUUUGAGAGAGGAGGAACAGAGAGCCCAGGCCAGAAUUAGCCCCACAUAUGAUACUACUGCCAUGGCCAGUGCAAGCUCUUCUGCCAUGUCCAGUAGCUUCUUCUGCCCUCAGUGA
This is a messenger RNA of Eptesicus fuscus (big brown bat), 1089 nucleotides long. RefSeq names its product melanoma-associated antigen 10-like. NCBI's taxonomy places the organism in Eukaryota, Metazoa, Chordata, Mammalia, Chiroptera, Vespertilionidae. Gene Ontology annotation, cellular component: nucleus. The transcript has a single exon. The record is from RefSeq and is a predicted model, not a curated record. Gene Ontology annotation, biological process: negative regulation of transcription by RNA polymerase II.